AGCGGUUACACAUACCGUCAUCGGUAUAGGCGCUCACGGUGCUCAUACCAUCACUACGUGGCAGCUAAAUCCAUCAUAUGUUCGAUGCCGAUCCGCACAUAUUAUAAAACGAGCGAAGUUUUAUAACAUCCCUGUUCUCCAGCUCCAGUUACUUCGUCUCCGAGGCUUGACAGAUGUUCCUUUCCCCUUUGAACAGGACAAGAAAAUGCCGUCUCUCAUGACAUUGAAUCCGCCAUCCCCUUCUCCGUCCAUUUUCAAGGAGAAAGAAUCACUCAGCCAGUUAUCAUCGAUAACGACGGCGGUGUCAUAUCUUUCUGCUAUUCAACGAGCAGAGUCUCGCGCUCGCACUCGCGACAACCCCCACGAGACACCAACCCCUGCACUUUCCCUCUCCUCCUCUAUUACGACUUCAUCCGAAGACAUCGCCUUCAAUGAGGAUGAUGAAAACAACUGUCUCGUGAAUCCCCAUACGCCGCCCACGUCUGAGCAGGUCUUCACUACCCCCCACACAGAGUUUGGUCAUUGUGCGAAUGAAGCCUAUCGUUGUGUUUCUAAGCAUGACUACACGAGGCCGUUCCAGGUGCACACCAUUGAGGAGCCCCCAUACUAUAUUCACUUCGCCACCUACAUAAGCUUCCUCAUUCUCCAUAUGUUGGGUCAUUUGCGUGACUUCUUUGGAAAGCGUUUUGCCAAAUCUCAUUUCACCCACCUUAUGCCCCAUAAUGGUUAUGCGCCGUUGAACUCAGAUUUUGAUUCCUUCUUCCCUCGACGGCUGAAGCGUCGCAUGGAUGACUGCUACGGCCAACCUAUCACAGGUGUCCCCGGCCGCACUGUUCUCAUCCUUGACCGUUAUUCCCCUGAUUACAACCAUACCCAGGUCUACACCGGUGGCAAGACACGCGCCCUGAACAUCUCAUCAUACAACUACCUCGCCUUUUCCCAGGGCCGCGGCAGCUGGGCAGAUGCAGUCACGGAGAGCAUCCGUCGAUAUGGCGUCUCCAGCUGCGGUACACGUCUUGACAGUGGGAGCAACGAUCUUCAUGUGUCCGCCGAAGCUCUUAUUGCACAUUUUUUGGGCACCGAAGACGCGUUGGUCUGUUCUAUGGGAUUCGCCACCAACUCUACUUUCAUCCCUGGACUUGCGGGGAAGGGGUCCUUGAUCAUUUCUGACGAGCUGAACCACACUAGUAUGCGGGUUGGAAUACGCCAGAGUGGUGCGGAGGUCCGGAUAUUCAAGCACAAUAAUAUGUCAAGUCUCGAGUCCCUGCUGCGUGAGGUGAUAAGCCAGGGCCAGCCCAAAACGCAUCGUGCGUGGAAGAAUAUCUUAGUCAUUGUCGAGGGUUUGUACUCCAUGGAGGGGACGCUCGUGAACCUGCCUAGGAUUGUCGAGCUGAAACAGAAGUACAAAUUCUACCUCUACAUUGAUGAGGCGCACUCGAUCGGUUCGCUCGGUUCUCGGGGACGGGGUGUGACGGACUACUUCAACGUCCCUCCUGGUUCAAUUGAUGUUCUGAUGGGCACGUUUAGCAAGGGUUUUGGUGCUGCUGGAGGAUACAUCGCAGGGUCGAAACCCCUGAUUGAUGCUCUCCGCCUGCGCAGUCACUCAGGUCCGUAUGCGGAAGCUAUAACUCCAUCCGUGAUCACACAGGUUGUUGUGUCGAUGGCCAGCAUUAUGGGCGUCGCUCCGGCACCACAACCCACCAAAUCCACGCUUUUUCCUAGCCUUGAUAGCUCAAUCGUCGCGCCGAAGGAAAGUGCAGAAGAGCUCCCAGGAAUGGCGCCUGCAAGCAUGCUGCCGACGUGGAUGAACCUUCGUCCGUCUCUGGCGGACGGAUCUGAAGCUCGCGUGCGUAUGCGCCGCCUUGCCUUCAACUGCCGUUAUCUCCACAUGGGCCUCAAAAAACUCGGCUUCAUCGUCUAUGGACAUGCCUCCAGCCCGAUUGUUCCUUUGCUUAUCUUUAACCCGGGCAAAUUGCCCCUAUUCGUGCGUAUGAUGCGUGCGCGUCCCAUACCAAUCGUUGUCGUUGUCGUUACGUACCCCGCCACUUCAUUUGAGACGGGUCGUGUGCGGCUCUGUCCUAGCGCAUCGCACACGAAAGAGGAUAUCGAUAUCGUGUUACGGGCGUGCGACGAGGUGGGCGGAAUUCUGGACAUGAAACAUGGUUCAUGCGAGCGGUGGGGAAUUGAUGAAGUCUGUGAGCGCGCAGUGGAGCUUGUGCACUCUGUGUGAACGCCUGCAUGGCUGUCUCGUCUGGUAUCUGCCCGGCAUCUAUUUAUUUGUCACUCCCCGCUGGCCGACAUUCGAGCGGAGCAUUCACGGAUCAUUGCACAUAUCGUUCAAUUUCGGUGAGAUACUACAUUGACAAUUCGAGGACCAUUGGCGCGCUGUUUGCUUGUACAACGAUAAAAUAUGAUGCAUUAUAUUUCACAACAGUACUUACAGCUUU
This is a messenger RNA of Suillus subalutaceus, 2447 nucleotides long. Its product is annotated as pyridoxal phosphate-dependent transferase. The record is from RefSeq and is a predicted model, not a curated record. Gene Ontology annotation, cellular component: serine palmitoyltransferase complex. The transcript is spliced from 3 exons. Gene Ontology annotation, biological process: sphingosine biosynthetic process; ceramide biosynthetic process. NCBI's taxonomy places the organism in Eukaryota, Fungi, Basidiomycota, Agaricomycetes, Boletales, Suillaceae. Bases 206 to 2230 code for a protein of 674 amino acids. Gene Ontology annotation, molecular function: pyridoxal phosphate binding; serine C-palmitoyltransferase activity.